UGAGACGGAGUCCAAGUCGAGUAUUGGAAAACAGCCCUGGUUUGGUACACAGCUUCACAAUAGACUGCACACCUGAGAUAACCUAAUGUACUCCCAAUGAUCCCACCUACAAGUAUCUUGACUGUCGCACACCUGUUGAUCCAAAACCCAAAAUAACCCUAGUCGCCUUAAAGCAUGCUCUGUCUCACACCCAGACACGGGGAUCUGUACUCAGUUGUUACAGCAUUAAGAUCUGAAAGUCAGCUGAUUAUACAGGACAAGUUGAAGAAAUCAACAAUAUCCUUUCCUUUAAAAACAACAAGAAAUUUCCUGAGCCUGAUUCUUCAUCCAAAGGUGCACUUCAGUUUCAUUUGUUUGAUCUUCGCCUCAAGUGACAUGAAAUGGCUAAGUUAAACUGGAUCCGCUAACAUCAUGAAAUAGGAAAGCUUCACAGCAACGGAAGCUCAACCCUUCAACAUUAAAAGCUCACCACUUACAAUGCUCUGUGCUCAUUUCUACGGAGUACGUCACAAAUUGUAGACCAGAAUUAGACACUAAAUCAUGCAUUAAUGGGCUCGGGUCCAAGUUUCUGAUUACAGUCAAUUAGACUACAUGUGGGCACGCUUAAUAGCUUUGCCAACAAACACCAGUGUGUAGCAUAUUAACAGGUCCCGAAACCAUCAGUUACUCAUAAUUCCAUCCUGAUAUUUGGAAAUCACGCACGUGUCAAAUCACAGAGGACAACUUUUAUGGUAGAACCCAUUCCUAACAAAGGCUACCAUGUCGAUGAAAUUGCAGGAAUUGAUUGAUAGGCACAAUAUUUUGCAGCACUCUUUGCUUUUACUUUCUAACAAAGACAGAAUGGAGUAGAUGAGGGAAAUAAGCACAUUUCCCCUAGAAUUUGGAUGUGAAGUUGCAACCACCUGUCUUGUUUAACCAUUAAUGGACUGGCGUGUCCUCAGACUAUUUAAUUAUUCAUUAAGCUAUUUAUUCUUCAGCACGCUAUUUGCUCGUUUCUCUGCCACAGAUAUGAAGGGCAUAGGUACACGUAUGCGGCACGUUAUUGGAAAAGAUGCCUUUGAGGGCAAGAGUUACAGGAUGACUUAGAAUUAUUACUGGCUAAGUGAUCGGCACGGCACGAAGAAGAAGAAGCAGCUUUGUUAGGACUGCAAAACAUUUGGUAAUCAGAAAAUGAGGAAUGCCAAAGCAAAGUGGCAAUGGACUGACAUUUUCAAGUUUUCUUGAUUCAUGAGUCUAUUGAUCUGAGGAAUGUUGCUGUGAUUAACUGAUGACAGUUACUUAUUUAGUUGAUCAACUUGGAUUGCACUUUCUGGAAUCAGUCAAGGAAACUCAGGAGAGACCAUGGGAUCUUGCGCAUCAGCCGAUGAGUGUGGCGUGCGAGAAAGUUUCAACGUGAGUGCUGAGGCCGUUUCUCUAUGGCUGUACACCACAGCAGACAAUGUUAUUAUACCUAUUGUCAUGCCCAUCAUUUGCCUUCUUGGGGUUAUGACCAACACCAGUUUCUUGUAUGUCAUGUUCCGUGUUCCCAAGAUGAGGUCAGACACCAAUAUCUACCUGGCGCACUUGGCGGUGGCCGAUGUUCUCUAUCUGGGCAUGACGACCAGCAUCUACAUUUGGUUCUUUGUGUCAUCUCCCGUUGCUUUCAAUUUUCCGUUCCACAACUCAGCCAGCUGCGUCAGCUUCAUUUUGGUGUUGAACACCGGCUACUUCACAACCAUUGCUACAGUGACCAUGGUCUCCUACGACAGAUACCUUGCCCUGUGCCAUCCCAUUAAGCACCGCCAAAUCCGUGGCCGGUCGCGGACCAACAAGAUGGCAGCACUCUGCUGGCUAGUCGGCCUGCUGUUUGCUUGUUCAACAGUGCCGCACUCCGCUCAUCUGAAUGUUCAAAUUUUCCACUGGCCCGAUGGUGACACAUAUGAGGAUCUCCCAUCGCUAGUGCAUCGCUGUGGCGCUGUGUCUCCCUGGGUGCGGUACGCUGUCCCGCCAUUCCAGAACUUUCCUUGGCUUGUGGCCAUGACAGCUAAUGUCUACAUGUACAUCCAAAUUGUGCGGCAGCUAAACAAUCGCAGAUGUACAGACUGCAAGAUGAAGAAGACCCAGAUGGCACUGCUCAUCCGCAACCAAGUGGCCAAGAUGUUGGUCGUCAAUGGCCUCAUCUUCUUCAUGUGCCAAGCCCCGUUCCGUAUCCUGAGUUUCUCCGAGUGGAUCUGUUUGAUUGCUAAUGUUCCGGAUCCUUUAGUGGCCCUACUAGGCAGUGGGGCACGGUGGCUUUCCACCUUACCCCAGGUGAUUAACACCAUCAUUAAUCCCUUGAUCUACAGCGCCAUGAAUCAACAGUACCGGUCUGCUUUCAUCCAAGUGUUCCAGUGCAGGAGCAAUGCCAGACAACGGAACAAUGUGCGCCCUCCAUUUGCGAUCAGUGCCUCUGAGAACAAGAACUCCUCCACGGAUAAUAUCAACACCAGUGACACCAAUGAAACACAACUGUAAAAAGUCCAAGCCAUUGAACUUCUUAAAUGAAAGGGUCUUCUGAUAACACUGUGCCAGACUGUGCUAAGAACCAAGUACAUGUAGGCCACGUUCCAGAGGCAGAUGGUGGGACAUGUGUCAAUCUUAUGUCAAUCAGACAAACUGUCUUGAAUGGUUUUCAAAGAUGACAGAAACAACUGUGAAGGAUUAGGGGUAAGAAUAAAACAAAGGUACAAGCAAGAAACGGUGACUGAGCAUGAAAUCAGCAGAUUUCUGCCGGGAGGAAAAGCCUGGCUUUCAACUGAUGACACACUGACAGGUAUCUGACUCUUUUCCAUGAGAAACCACUGUGUAACCCGGCAUAAUUUGUAAGACCAUAUACCAAAUGUAACACUUGGCUUCUGCCUCAAGACAUGAUCUGCUGAGCAAACUCCUCUGUUUACAGCACCCAUACAGUUGGUGGAACAGACUAUGAAGUUGCUCUUUAACGUUUAAAGAGGAAGUGCCAGUCAUAUCAAUCUGUUGUAACUGAAUACAAUUAAUCCCCAGUAUCCUUCAUGAACGUGUUACAACUCCAAGUUUAAAAAUCCAUCCUGUCCACUACCAUCCCGGUCCUAUUUGGCCUGGCAAAAUUGUUUCUGUUGUACAUGGCACUUGUGAUCAUUUCAUGGGUCAGCAACAACAGUUAAUUUUUUAUGUUAGGCAGUGCAAAGGUAGAAUGGUUUCACCAGAGAAAAAUGACCAUAAUAUCCUCAUCCAACUUUCGCCCCCGUAGCAAGAAACACUGCUCUUUCAUUAUACUUCUAAUAUUUCGGACUUUGUUUCAUUAAAAAUUUUUAAAAUGUGAAUAUGUGAGGAUUCAUAAAUGUCUUAGAAAGCACUCUCUUGCUUUUUCCAGGGCCCAAACAGAGGACAGUUCAUAAUUAAUUGAUAGUGCUUCCCUGGUUUAAAAAAUAGCAAGCAUAUAAAUAGUUUUUUUUGCCUAUCUGCUGGAGGGUCAUGCUUCAAGCUCAGCAUCCAAAUGUGUGACCUGUUGUGUGUCCCUAUUAUACCUGACUCAUGUAAUUUGACAUGAAAAUACAGGCAUGCAGCUUAGACUUUGACCAAAAAAAGAGGAAAUUUCAAUUUCCGCAAGAUUUUGCACAAUGUCUUUCUAUUUUCAAUGGCAUGAGUGUGAAGUGAAAGACGAGAAAAUCAGCUGAUAGUGGUGCACCUUGGAAAUCACCAAAACUAACUUGAAACUUUUUCUAUGUUAGAUGUGACAAGGGGAAUGAAAAGAACAUUGGACCCCCAAAUGUAUACAUGGAACCUGCACUCGCAGUGAGUCAGUUAAUUGACUCUGUGUUACUUGUUCAUAAGUUCCAUACCGUUCCUUGGGCACUAGAA
Messenger RNA from Acanthaster planci (crown-of-thorns starfish), 3858 nucleotides. RefSeq names its product neuromedin-U receptor 2-like. Lineage: Eukaryota; Metazoa; Echinodermata; Asteroidea; Valvatida; Acanthasteridae. The record is from RefSeq and is a predicted model, not a curated record. Gene Ontology annotation, cellular component: plasma membrane. Gene Ontology annotation, molecular function: G protein-coupled receptor activity. Gene Ontology annotation, biological process: G protein-coupled receptor signaling pathway.